AGCUGACGGCUUCUAGGAGAACUCUGUAUCAGACUGGCUAGCUGCAGGCCAGGUGCAUGGCCUAACAUUUAUGAGAUUGCAAACUGGAAGAGGAGUGGAAAGGCAGAAACAAAGAGCUUGUUCCAGUGCAACAAUGAAACAAUAACUUCAGAGAAAGUUGCAAACCAUCACCCUGCAUACAAAAGAAAGAGCACAAAGAGGCAUGGGGCUGCUUGAUCAAGCCAACAGCACCAUCAUUGUGGAUGAGCGUAUCUUGGAUAAAAAGUUGUUAUUUGGUUGGCACACAAAGAGCCUUGCCACUGCAAGUGAGGGGCUCCAAGGAUCCAAUGAUGCGAUGAUGGACAGCACCAAAAUCUUGGGGGUCCAGAUCAUACUGAUAGCUGCCUACUCCUUAAUCAUUCUGCUGGGAUUUGUUGGUAAUUCCUUGGUCAUCUACAUGAUCGUGAAAUACAAAACUAUGAGGACUGUAACUAACUUUUUCAUAGCUAACCUAGCACUGGCAGAUUUAAUGGUGGACACACUUUGUUUGCCCUUCACCUUGGCCUACACUCUUUUGGAUGAAUGGAAGUUUGGGGCUGUGCUUUGCCACUUGGUGUCCUAUGCUCAAGCUUUAAGUGUUCAUGUCUCCACCCUGACCUUAACUGUUAUUGCUCUGGACAGAUAUAGAUGCAUUGUUUUCCACUUAGACAGCAGGAUUUCCAAGAAGAUCAGCUUCACCAUCAUAGCUAUUACUUGGCUGGUUGCUGCCAUUCUAGCAAGUCCACUUGCCAUCUUCCGAGAGUACAGAUUUGAAGAAAUCCCAACCAUCAAUCUCAGAAUAGCUGUCUGCUCAGAGAAAUGGCCUUCUGAAAGCAGGGAUGCCACCAUAUACAGCUUGUCCAUGCUCCUCUUGCAGUAUGUUCUCCCACUUUCCAUCAUCUGCUAUGCUUACAUCAGGAUAUGGUUCAAACUCAGAAGCCACAUCAGUCCCACUGCUAGGAAUGACAGUCACUGCCGAAGGAGAAAGACCACAAAAAUGCUAGUCAUGGUAGUAGUGGUGUUUGCAGUCUCUUGGCUCCCUUUUCACGUGUUCCAGCUUGCUAUUGACUUAGAUCUAGUGCUCAACUUCCAUGAUUAUAAACUCCUUUACACGGUGUUCCAUGUGGUGGCCAUGUGUUCCACCUUUGCUAACCCUUUGCUCUAUGGCUGGAUGAACAAAAACUACCGGAAUGGGUUCCUCAUGUUUUUCCGCUGUCAGAACAAACCAGAGAGACUGUAUACUGAAGGAUCCAUCAGGGGUCGGUCCUACACUUUCAGAGCCACCACCUUGAAUGGGAGCAUCAAGCACUCAACAGGCAAUGGGCAGCUACCAACACAAGUUUAACAAACCAACAGCUGCAUCCCCAUAUAGGGGCUGGAACACCAUUGAGGAGUAACAUCCACCUGGAACUCAUGGCUUUCCUAAAAGUUAAAAAAUGUGUUGUAUUGCCAAAAUGCUAUCAGUAUCAUAGCCAAACACAAGCACUUUGUCUAUCUCUCCAAAGUAACUCAUGUGCUGCCCAUUAUGUUUCAUGAAGCAAGUUAAUUAAACCAUGCCUCAGGUUCUCUGUUGCCUGUUAACAUAAACAGAGGAAAACAUGUUGUAUACUGGGUACUCUAAUUUGUGAAACAAUUAAGCCCUACUGUUCUCUGGAAGAGUGAACAAGAUUACUUAACUGCUUUAUGCACCCAGUACGAAUGGAAAUAUCUGUACAAAUAUGGGCAAAAUACAGGGUUGUAUGGUACAUAUUAAAUUGUGUAUUCUUUUAAUUGA
This is a messenger RNA of Anolis sagrei ordinatus, 1792 nucleotides long. RefSeq names its product neuropeptide Y receptor type 2-like. Gene Ontology annotation, cellular component: neuron projection; plasma membrane. The record is from RefSeq and is a predicted model, not a curated record. Gene Ontology annotation, molecular function: neuropeptide Y receptor activity; neuropeptide binding. Gene Ontology annotation, biological process: G protein-coupled receptor signaling pathway. NCBI's taxonomy places the organism in Eukaryota, Metazoa, Chordata, Lepidosauria, Squamata, Anolidae.